Molecule: messenger RNA, 3103 nt
Organism: Ornithodoros turicata
Lineage: Eukaryota; Metazoa; Arthropoda; Arachnida; Ixodida; Argasidae
Product: putative helicase MOV-10
Exons: 20
Coding region: 42-3080 (1012 amino acids)
Biological process (GO): regulatory ncRNA-mediated post-transcriptional gene silencing
Cellular component (GO): cytosol; P granule
Molecular function (GO): helicase activity
Source: RefSeq, a predicted model, not a curated record
UUGAAAAACGCGAAACCCAAACUUUCCCUGCAAUGUGAAGUAUGUUCACUUUAAUUGGAAAAUGUGUGUCCUACCUUUUGUCCCUACUAGAGAGCCCUUCGAAGCAUCUCGCUUUAGAGUCGACUGUGCAGGACGAGUCGGACGUCGACUUCAGCAGUACAGAGACAGGCGCGACAGAGAUCCGGCGUGGCCAGAUCACGCAUCUGAGCCCCGUGGGACAAUACGGACUUGUGGACGGGGAGCUUUACUUUGCGCUCUCCUCCGUGGAUGCUGCCGAAGGGGACGGAGAAUUGCGUGUCGGGGCAUCUGUCAGGUUGCUCAUCUCCAAAGGAAGCACGGUGGCCAAGGCAGUGCACCUGAUUCGCUCAGAAGCGGGAGUUUGUACGAGAACGCCCGAAGAGGUCCUCGUGGCAAAGGUGACCAGAGUCGAUGGUCGGAGGGGACGACUGGACGGCAGGAGGCCAUUUCAAUUGGCAGAUGGAUACACGCCAGAAUUUGCGCCCCAAGCGGGCGACUGGGUACGCGUUCAUUGGGAGUCCAAAGACAUCCAGACUGUGAUCGCUAAGAUGGUUCCGUUGCGGGUUCGGGACUUCGUCGGGUCCGUCACCCAGCUCAACUCGAAGGGAGGCGUGGUCGACGGACAGGUCAGUUUUGAUUCAAGUGCGUGGAAAGGAGGAAAACCCUUUGUCGGGGCCUCUGUUUCGGUAUGCGCCCUUGAAAGUGAUCAGGGGCCGUUCACAUGGAGGGCUCUCAGAAUGAGUCCAGUGCAACGGGAGAAUAAAAAAAUGGACCCUGUAGCCACCAGUCGGGACCCCGAACAGGCACGAUCGCUGUCCCUGUGCGAUGGGGUUGACUUUGGCUGCGUGAUGAUUGGAGAGAAGCAUACUUUAAGCGUGCCAAUCAGGAACUGUGGAGAGAACGUGUUGCUGCUGACAGGCUGUGAAGUGAACUCGGACGGCCGCUUGCAUCAAGUUCAGAUAGAAGGCGCGACUGCCGCCACAAUGGGACCUGGAGCUGAAUUUGUCUUGCAUGUCACUUGCAAUGCUACGACUGCGGGGCGUAGCAGACAGCGUCUCGUACUGAAGUUUGAAGGCUUCCGAGUGGAGCGCGACAUUUUCUUAGAAGCACAGCACCCACUGGAAGCACAAUUGCCCCGCAGUGUGCACAGGGAAAGGCAAUUGCAGCAUCGUACGGCACAGUCGUCCGACUCAUUUGUAGUGCCGGGGCGCGCUCCUGCCCGGACCCGUGGUCGUCUGCCAGUUAGCCUACCCCAAUUCCCCGUCAGCGGAGAAGCCAGACAGCUUUCGACCAGUGGUCGGCACGCCCACCGUUACCUUCAGCCCUUGGGAAUGCACAAUUAUGUGGAACAUUUCCAACUUCUCCUCCAUCUGGAAGAAAUCCAACGGCAGCAAGACUUAGACCGGUGUUCCCUUCAAGAGGUAGUCCUACAAGCUGAGGCAGAGUUCCUCUGCUUGCAUAUCGGCAGUGGGUUGGCUGAAGGUCGGCCAUCGUUGGCUGUAGGAGACCGUGUGCUUCUCGAGCAAUCCAAUUGUCCUGGGCCACGCUAUGAGGGCUUUGUCUUCCAGGUCUUGCAAGAGGAUGUACUGCUUCAGUUUGAAGAGAAUCUCCAUAAACGUUGUCUUCAAGAACAGCUCUACUGGAACGUCUCCUUUCGGCUAAAUCGCACACCCCUGCGACGGUGCCACAUGGCUCUCCGAUUGGCACGUCCCUUUUUACGUACCGUGCUGUUCCCAAAGACAAAAUUUCAGAGAGCACGAAAGGCAAAUGCCGUGCAGUGGACGCCCAUCCAGGAUUGCGUGAACCAGCAACAACGGACGGCUGUGGAAGCCAUUCUACGAAUGGACAGCGUUCCCCUUCCGCACGUUGUAUUCGGACCUCCGGGCACAGGGAAGUCGGUGACAUUGGUCGAGGCACUCCUCCAAGUUAUUUUACGGCACAGCGACACUCGCGUGCUUGCCUGCGCCCCAUCGAACAGUGCAGCUGAUCUCUUGGCAGUGCGCAUUUGGGGAAGUGGCCGCCUCGAGGAGCACGAGUUUGUCCGUCUGCUUUCUUACCAGCGAGACAUUGAGGACGUUCCCGAGAGUGUUCGACACGUCUGCCUCACUCCAGAUGACCUCGAACGUGCCGCGAGAUGUCGUGUGGUGGUGUCAACCGUAGCCACUGCAGGUGCCAUGUUUGGCCUGGGCCUCUCCGGUGGCCAUUUUAGUCACGCGUUUGUGGACGAGGCUGGUCAGCUGACAGAACCAGAAUGCCUGAUCCCGCUCGUCCUGGCACAAGGUGGACAGGUGGUACUCUGCGGAGACUCUCUGCAAUUGGGUCCAGUAGUGAGAUCCCGCAUUGCUUGCGAUGGAGGUCUCUCAACCUCUCUCUUAGAGCGGAUUUUAACGACGCCUCCCUAUGCUUCAAACGGAACUCGGCGAGAUAUACGCUUGGUGACCAAGCUGGUGGACAGCUACCGGUGCCCCGAGCCACUCCUGCGACUCUACUCGAAGCUUUUUUACGCUGGGGAGCUGCGUAGUUGUUUUGUCUCUCGGGAGACGAACGAAGAGUUUCCUGUGGUCUUCCAUGGGGUUCGAGGUCAAGAGCAGAAGGAACUCUGUGCUGGACCAUCAUGGUUCAACGCGGCCGAAGCGCUUCUGGCUGCACAGUACGUCCAGCAAGCCUACAGAACUCGAGGGCUCGUGGCGAAGGACGUUGGAGUCAUAACACCGUACAGGAAGCAGGUGGAAAAGAUACGACUCCUAAUGAACUCUCUAGGGUUAGAAGUCUGCAAGGUUGGAUCUGUGGAAGAGUUUCAGGGUCAAGAACGACCAUUCAUUAUCAUCAGCACGGUGCGCACGACGGAGGAAGACCUACGCGAAGAAGGGCACUUUGGUUUCCUGUUCAACGCCAAGCGCUUUAACGUUGCCAUUAGCCGGGCUUCCCGACAUCUGGUUGUACUCGGGGACCCUCGUCUCUUAGUAUACGACCCCCACUGGAAAGCACUCAUUGAUUACGCCAAAGACAACAACUCCUGUGUAGGCUGCGCGACAUCACAAACAGACAGUGUUAUCAGAUAAGCACAAUAAAGUUUUAUCCUAUA